Molecule: messenger RNA, 892 nt
Organism: Parasteatoda tepidariorum (common house spider)
Lineage: Eukaryota; Metazoa; Arthropoda; Arachnida; Araneae; Theridiidae
Product: regucalcin
Biological process (GO): L-ascorbic acid biosynthetic process
Molecular function (GO): calcium ion binding; gluconolactonase activity; enzyme regulator activity
Source: RefSeq, a predicted model, not a curated record
AUCGAUCCUCACAAUUUCCUUUUUCUUUUAUAUUUAUCCCUACCGUUAGGGAUUAUUCAUGGAACGAUAUUCGACUAUUACUUAUCCUGCAGUGGUUGGAGGCGGCGAGUUUCGUUUUAAUCUCGUUGUUCGAAUUAUUAGAAGUAAUGAGUGUUACUAAAGUUUCUGAUAGACUAUCAGAUCUGGGUGAAGGCCCUCAUUGGGAUGUGAACUCACAACGUUUGUAUCACGUGGAUGCUUUUGUGGGAGAGGUCUGCAGACUGGACCCUGUCACUGGCAUAACUGAAAGCGUUGAUCUAGAUGGCAUUGUUACUUUUGUGAUUCCCUUUCGGUCUGAUCCUUCCAACUUGUUGAUCACCCUGACUCAAGAGGUGAGAAAACUCAACUUCGGUACAGGGGAGUCAGAAGUAUUAACUCAACUCAGCCAUGACAAUCCGAAAUAUAGAUUCAACGAUGGUAAAUGUGACACCAAAGGAAGGUUGUGGACAGGUACACCAACAGAAGAAUAUUAAUUGAUUAUAACGUGGAUGAAGAUUAUAAAGAACUCGGUUAUCCAGAUGGUAUGACUAUUGAUAUUGAAGGAAAACUUUGGGUUGCCAACUAUGCAGGAGGAUGUGUUAUUCGGAUUGAUCCAGAAACAAAGACAAUCCUCAGGAGAUUCGACAUACCCGCGAAGAAUGUCACCUCUUGCUGCUUCGGUGGUCCACAUUUUGAUAUUCUUUAUGUCACCACAGCAAAAUCUGCAGAAGACGAGGGAAACUAUCCAGAUGCUGGAGCUGUGUUUGCUAUCACUGCCCAUGGCACCAGGGGUCAACCACCCAACCACUUUAGCACCUAAUAUUUGCUCAAUGUAAAUUUAAUACAUGAAUAAAAUGUAAUUUAUUUCAUUAAA